Nanorana parkeri is the source of this 7842-nucleotide messenger RNA. RefSeq names its product piezo-type mechanosensitive ion channel component 2-like. The transcript is spliced from 53 exons. The record is from RefSeq and is a predicted model, not a curated record. NCBI's taxonomy places the organism in Eukaryota, Metazoa, Chordata, Amphibia, Anura, Dicroglossidae.
AUGUUUUUGGUUUGUGGAGGGCACACUGGACGAUUUUUAAAGACUACAUACUAUACCAGCUUCCUUCUUCUCAUCAUACAGUCCUCUUUCCAAAUUGCAUUCAACUAUGUACCCAAAGAUUACCUCUGGGAGGACAUACUGGAACACUUUGGAAUUGUAAGACUCGCCAAUGUUGACCCUUGGAACAUUGUCCGCCUUCUUUCCUCAGACAUUGGGAUGUUUUUCUCUGGGUAUUUCAUCCGAAGCACCUGUAAGAAGCUGGUACGAUCGAGAGCUCCUAAACUUAGCGUCCGUGUCAGCAGUGAGGAAGAGGAGGAGGACGAGGAGUCUGAAACAGAGAGUGAGACAGAGGAGAGUGGGAAUGAGACAGAUUUCUCCACAGAUGAUGAAACCCUUGAAAAGGAUGCCAAUGACACUCGGGCAAAGUUGAUUGAGAAGAUCACAUCCUUAGUUGCUGCAAUGAAGCUGUUGUUUGAAGCCCUCUUUACUACUGCUGGGAAGGUGGUGGUCACCAUUCUCCUGGGCUUGUCUGGCAUCAUUCUGCCUUCUGUGACCUCUGCCCUGUAUUUCUCUAUCUUCAUGUUUUUAUGUUCAUGGUGGGCUUGUAACCGCAGUAUUAGCCUGGUGGUCUUUAGCAGCCUUUGUGUCAUGUCAGCCAUCUUCAGUGCUGGUCACUUGACAGCGGUUUACCUCUAUCAGCUCCCGUACUUUCAAGAAGUUAUCCCACCUCAGGAUUUGUUUGCUAGGCUUUUCGGAAUGACGGCCAUUAUCAGAACUAAUCAGACAGAAUCAUGGGUCAUCCAUCUUCAUCAAGGACUGCACUGGGCCAUCUUCACAAACCCAUUUAUGCUACUUAUUUUGUACUAUACAUUGGUCAUGUUACUGCAGCAGUGGGCCCAUCUUCCAGUGGAGGAUCCUGCUAUCAAGAAAGAAAAGCCCACUAGCGACCAACAGCACAUGGAUGGAAUGUUGUGGACCACCAAUGCUGAGCUGAUUCAACCUGGUUAUCUGAUGCCUAAUGGGUGGCAAGAAUUACCUCUGUUAAAAUGUGAAUUACAGCAAGCACACACAGACUUCUCAGUACCCAUAUACAUUGAAGAGGUAGAGGACCCUGAUGAAUCAGAAAACGUAGAAACAGAAGGGACUGAUACACCAGAGAAAAAGCCUGGCGGGAUUGCUGUGCUGGGUCAGUUUAUCAUGCGGCAGAGCUAUGUCAGUGCACUGAUUGCAAUGAUGAUUUGGAGCAUAACUCAUAACAGCUGGUUAACAUUUGUUCUAUUAUUAUGGUCCUGUGUUAUAUGGAUGAUGAGGGACCGCCGCCGCUAUGCCAUGCUAAGUGCUCCUUUCUUGGCUUCCUAUGCCAACAUUCUGGUCAUCCAAAACUUUUUUGUGGGUCUCAAUAUCUCCCAAGAAGAGCUGUUCCCUGGCAUACCUACAGCUGUCCUCAUUGACUUUGAUCUGAAGCCAUAUUCAAUGCCAUGUGUGCACCUUGGUCUAAAGAUCUUCUAUGCUCUGGUAUUUUGGGUACUUUUGCGGCAGAACUUGAAAGAGCGGCAAAUGGAAGGAGAUCAAGAAUCCCUAAAAGAGGUUUUAGUUGGAGAAAGUGAGGUAGAAGAACCCCCAAAUGCUUUCAUGGAGAUGGUGGGCUUGUUGGUGCGGGGUGUCCUGGGAAAGUACUGGAUUUACUUCUGUGGUGUCAUGUUUUUCGUCGUCAGUUUCAGCGGCAAGGUGGUGGUGUUCAAGAUCCUUUACAUUGUGCUGUUUCUCUUCUGUGUGGCCUUGUACAAAAUUCACUAUGAAUGGUGGAGGAGAAUCCUGAAGUAUUUUUGGAUUACUGUGGUUUCCUAUUCAAUGGUGGUCCUCAUUGCAGUCUAUGUCUAUCAGUUCAAGACCAUUUCUGGGUUUUUUCUCCAGAUCUUGGGCAUGUCGGAGGAAGGCCUGAAGGACAUUGGCUUGGAGCAGUACAGCACCGUGGAGCUAUUUGCUGGCAUACUGCUGCCCUCCUCCUUCCUCCUGGCCUGCAUCCUUCAGCUCUACUACUUCAAUGAGGACUUCUUGAAGCUCACAGAUCUCAAUAACAUCCCCAUCAAUGAAGGAGGCAUUAAUGAUGGUAAGAAGAAAAUGGAGAACCGGGUACUUAUUAUUUCUAACAUGAUAAAGGAAAACCUUGGCAGUCUACAGAAGACGCUGGAAGUUGAGAAACAAAAUAGCGCCAGUCAAAGCACACUGGAGAAGAUUGACGACAUUGUUGUGGAUCCAGAUUUGACCACAGACAGCACACAGUCUGCAGAGACCAACCCCUGGAUUCUUGUGAUUGACAAGUUAAUGUCCAUGCUCCUGACUCUGCUGAAUUUCAUCCAUGACGUGCAAGUCCUCCUGUGGAGGUUGCUAGAACUACACUUUCUCAAGAUUGUGUCUUCCAUGGUCAUCUGGAUCACUCUCAAAGAGGUGUCUCUGAUGAAUUGUCUUUUCUACAUGCCAUGGGUAUUUGCACUUCCAUAUUCACAUCUCCGCCCAUAUGCUUCCAACAUCUCUACCAUAUGGUCCUGUGUCAUGGUCAUCUGCAAGAUGAUGUAUCAGUUGAAGUUUGUUAAACCGCUUGAGUACUCCUCCAACUGCACAGAGGUCAGUAGAUACAAUACUGUUGCCAUUGACUGAAAAUCUGUGUUAUAUGUGGCACCCGUGGACCCUGCUUUGUGGUGUGGCGGUCUGCGAAAAUGUGCAGACGGUGUUUUGCCCUGCAUCCAGAACCAUCUUAUUGUUCUGGCUCUGAUGGCUAUUGAGGCAACAGUGUACCGGCACCAACUUUAUUACCGAGUACACAACAAGCUCAUCACUCCCAUUACUGGGAGCAUCUUUGACAAUAUCACACGGAAGAAUCUAGACGAUGGAGUUAUCAACUGCAUGAAGUACUUUAUCAAUUACUUUUUUUACAAGUUUGGACUGGAGGUUUGUUUUGUGAUCUCGGUAAAUGUGAUUGGACAACGGAUGGAUUUCUAUGCUGCUAUGCAUGCUGGUUGGUUGCUCUAUCUACUUUACCUGCGUCGACGAAAAACCAUAGCGGAGGUCUGGCCAAGAUACUGCUGCUUCACUGCCAGCAUAAUGACUCUGCAAUACAUUAUUUGUAUUGGUAUUCCUCCAGCAUUCUGCACAGAUUAUCCAUGGCGUUCAUUGCCAGUGAAGCCCAGCUCCAACCUCAUCAAGUGGCUGUACCUUCCUGAUUUUGCCAAGGCUCCAGAUCCAAAAUUCCUGCUUUAUGAUGCCAUGCUACUGCUCUUUGCCUCCCUGCAGUGCCAGGUGUUUGAGGAUGAGAACCUGGCUUCUGUCCGUAUGUUGGCUGGGGACAACAUUGAGAUCAGUAAGGAUUUGGAUCCAGGAGACUUGUCCCAGUACAGCCCUGUUCCUAAUUUUUUACACUGCAGGUCUUACCUAGAUAUGGCUAAAGUGGUUGUGUUCAGCUUCCACUUCUGGUUCGUGCUGUGCUUAAUCUUCAUCACCGGAACAACCCGUAUAAACAUCCUAUGUAUGGGAUACCUGAUGGCCUGUUUCCACUUCAUGUUGUUUGGGGGCAGCCUUCUGCUGAAGCCAGUCCGCCAUAUGCUAAAGCUGUGGAACUAUCUUAUUGUCUACACAGCCUUCGUCAUCACCAUGAAGAACCUGCUUUCAAUUGGUGCCUGUGCCUACCUGGACAAACUGAUGAAGAAUAACUGCUGGCUCAUCCAGACGUUUAGCAUGUUCUGCACCAUCAAAGGAUACGACUUAAAUAUCCCAUCGGAAGACCCAUGUGAGCUGCCUGAAAAUGAAGCAGGAAUUGUGUGGGAUGCAAUCUGUUUUACUUUUCUUCUGAUACAGCGCCGUGUGUUCUGCAGCUAUUACUUCCUGUAUGUCGUAGCAGAUCUGAAGGCUUCGAAACUCCUGGCUUCCAGAGGAGCAGAACUGUUUGAAGAGAAAAUUAAGAAGGUUGUGGCGGUACGUCUAGAAGAAGAGAAGAAAUGUUCCCAGGCAAUGAAAAAGCAGAUGGAGCAGAUCAAAUCCAAGCAGAAGGCAACCGAUGAGGCAAAGACUCGGAAAGGGAGUGCAGCUGAAGAUUCCUCUGAGUCAUCAGCAAAGGACAAAGAAGAAGGCGAUAAAAAAGAAAAAGAUGGAAAAAAGAAGUGGUGGCAGCCAUGGAUGUCCCACACCACAAUGGUUCGUAGUGGAAGCUACACCCUGUUCGAUACAGACAGUGAGGAUGAAGAGGAAGAGACUCGAGAGGAAAAGCGAGAAGAGGAACCCCCUAAAAAGAAAACUGCAUUUCAGCUAGCAUAUGAAGCCUGGACCACCAACUCUAAGUCUGCUCUGAACCUGCGGAAGAAUGAUGAGAUUACAAUCCGCAAAGAGAUGGAAAAGCAACAAACGGAAGGAAAGUCAGAGGAAUGCCAGCGUGAUGAAACAGAGACAGAAAGCCAGGAUGAUAAUGUAGAAGGGCCGGAGAAUAUAAUUCAGAGGAUCAUCAAUAUCGUCAAGUUCUCCUGGGUCUUCAUCCAAGCUCUCGCAGAUGACCUCAUUGAAACUCUCAACGCUUUCUGCAAGGACAGUGUAGACAUUGCCACGGUGCUGAAGAUGGAGCGCUGUAUGCUGCAGAGGAACCUGAACAAGGGUAAAGAAGCCUCACAGGAUUGCAUAUCAGAGUAUUAUAAAGCCAUACAGCUAUCACGGACUCACACCUUAUCCAGCGAGGAAAACGAACAACACAGCAAUCCUGUGGAAGAGUCCAUUCCCCCCAAGAGGCUAGAGAUCUGUAAGAUCCUUAGUGUGGAGUCUCAGCAGUCUCAGGACAGUUUUGUUUCCAGCUGUGUCACAGAAGAUUUAGUCCUAUCUUAUGAAGACCCUUUGUGUUCUGUAGACAGCCCAAAACGUCGGCUUCCCCAUCGCAUGCAAGCAUUUGACUCCUCUUCAGUUGAUAGCUUGGAUUCAAGUCCUGAGCAUCUUGAAGAUGAACUGCCUUCUGGUCAGGAUGGUGGUGGAGACUAUGAAGGGGAUGAAGAGAUGACCGAGCAGACGAGGACCGACAUCCCACCUUCCUAUAGCACAGUCAUCUGUAAGGAAGACCAGCUGCCUUCAGAAACCGAUGAGUCCUCAAGCAGCAAACCACUCGCAGACGUCCCCCAGUGUCUAACUGCUAGUCAACUUCUGCUCAACAAGAUGUAUUUUGAUGAGGAGCUGGAAGAGUCGGAUAGGUUUUACCAGAGUCUUCCUCGCCCACUGCGUCUUGGCUUUGCACUCUAUAACACCGUCGUGUCCAAAUCUGAAAUGCUAUGUUACUUUGUUAUCAUUCUCAACCACAUGGUGUCUGCUUCCAUCCUCUCUUUAAUCCUGCCCAUUCUCAUCUUUCUCUGGGCGAUGCUGUCAGUACCGAGGCCUACCAAACGCUUCUGGAUGACUGCCAUUAUCUACACUGAGAUUACAGUUGUCCUGAAGUAUUCUUUCCAGUUUGGUUUCUUUCCAUGGACUUCCACAGUGAACCGGAGCAUGAAUGCAGACAAACCUUUCAGUUUACCCAAUAUCAUGGGCAUUGAAAAGAAAGAUGGUUACGUCCAUUUUGACCUCAUCCAGCUCCUGGCUCUGUUUUUGCACCGUUCCAUCUUGAAAUGCCAUGGACUUUGGGACAACAAGGAAGUCUGCCUGCCUGAGUCUAAAAAGAAGAAAAAGUCCAGACGGCAGAAGAAACGCGGCAGUAAAGGCGAGGAUGAUACCAGCUCCGGUAUUGUGCCAUGGCACCUCUUCAAACAUCAGACUCCAUCAAAGAACGUUUUUAGAAAAAGAAGAGCCUCACAAAAGGCAGUUGCUGAAGGUACACCCCAAAAGAAGGAAUCCAAAAGCAGAUGGAAUUGUUUCAAACGGGACCCUAAAAAAAAGCGCCUGUCAGUGAAGGAGAGACUGAAGCAAGAGUGGAUCAAACUGAAAAAGCUGACAGUAAAAAUAGCGCUGCAAAUCUACCUGCCGAUCAGACAGUUCUUCUAUGAUAUCAUACACCCAGAGUACAGCCCGGUUUGUGAUGUCUAUGCCAUCAUGUUCCUGGUGGAUGUGAUCAAUUUCAUUAUUGUUAUCUUCGGGUACUGGGCAUUUGGGAAACACUCGGCUGCAGCAGAUAUCACGGAGUCCCUGUCGGAGGACCAGGUACCUGAAGCCUUCCUUGUGAUGCUUCUCUUACAAUUCGGCACCAUGAUUGUUGACAGAGCCAUCUACCUGCGCAAAACAAUGUUCGGCAAGUGUGUGUUCCAGGUUGUCCUGGUGUUUGGGAUUCACUUCUGGAUGUUCUUUAUCCUACCUGGUGUCACAGAAAGGAGAUUUAACACAAAUCAUGUAGCCCAGCUGUGGUACUUUGUCAAGUGUUUGUAUUUUGGUCUGUCUGCAUAUCAAAUCAAGUGCGGCUAUCCUAACCGAGUCCUGGGAAACUUUCUGACAAAGAGUUACAACUGCAUCAACCUCUUCCUCUUCCAGGGUUUCCGAAUGGUCCCCUUCCUGACUGAGAUGAGGGCUGUGAUGGAUUGGAUAUGGACUGACACGACCCUCAGCCUGUCCAGCUGGAUCUGUGUGGAGGAUCUCUAUGCCAAUAUCUUCAUUAUGAAGUGCUGGAGGGAAUCUGAGAAGAAAUACCCAGAGCCUCCAGGACAGAAGAAAAAGAAAAUUGUCAAGUAUGGAAUGGGAGGAGUUAUUAUUUUUGCUCUGAUCUGUAUUGUUUGGUUCCCACUCCUGUUUAUGUCACUGGUGAAAUCUGUGGCCGGGGUGACCAAUCAGCCUCUGGAUGUCUCCAUUCAGAUUAGCAUCAGUGGUUAUGAGCCACUGUUUACUAUGAGUGCACAGCAGCACAACCUGGUCCCCUUCUCCCAGGGAGCAUAUGAUCAGCUGACAUACAGUUACGCCUUACAUCCUUCUGCCAUGCAGUUUAUAGUUAAUUACAUGCCGGAGGACAUUGUUACUGCCAAAAUAAAGAGCAAUGCCAGCCUCCUGUGGACCAUUAGCCCGUCGAGCCGAGAGGCCAUGAUUGAGGAGCUAUCUGAAUCCACUCAGAUCUACUUUGAUAUUCACUGGAGCAUCCUGAGGUACAGAGGAGGCAUAUGCAAAUGCCAGGAACUACUGUAUUGUGUAUACAAUAACAUGAUUGUUGUGUUAUGUUCCAGGAAUGCGUCUAUUGUAAAGAGUGCAGAAAGCUUGGGGAAACACACGGUGUGUUAUGACGAUGUUGAAACCCGGGACCAGAUUGUUCAGAUGCUGAGAGGAGAAAGGAAAGAGCCAGUGAUGUUAAAGAACAUUUUACCCAAGCACCUUAGAGCAAACGCUGGGCCUGAGGUGAAAAUUGCUCACCGUCUACAGACAGACUAUUCCGAGAAGCCGGAAGACAUCCAGAAAUUUGCCUUCUUCCGAAAUUUAACCAUGAAGCUGCAGCAGCAGUCUGUUAACAGCACGUCAGGCCAGGUGACGGAGUGGUGGGUGAUUCAGGAGUGGCAACCAGCGUGUGGGGCAGGCUGUGCUAAGAAUAUAGAAAUCAUCAUAUACAAUGAUAAAGCCAGUCCUCAGAGCCUGGGAUUCCUAGCUGGAUACGGCAUCGUGGGCCUUUACAUGUCCGUCGUUUUGGUCAUUGGCAAAUUCAUCCGAGAGUUCUUCAAUGGGAUCUCACGCUCCAUCAUGUUUGAGGAACUACCCAAUGUGGACCGCAUAUUAAAACUUUGCACAGACAUCUUCUUGGUGCGAGAGACGGGAGACUUGGACCUGGAAGAACAACUGUUUGCCAAACUGAUAUUCCUCUACAGAUCUCCUGAGACCAUGAUCAAAUGGACCAGAGAACGACAUGACGAGUGA